Molecule: messenger RNA, 3913 nt
Organism: Scheffersomyces amazonensis
Lineage: Eukaryota; Fungi; Ascomycota; Pichiomycetes; Serinales; Debaryomycetaceae
Gene: AMS1
Product: alpha-mannosidase
Exons: 1
Coding region: 274-3633 (1119 amino acids)
Biological process (GO): oligosaccharide catabolic process; mannose metabolic process
Cellular component (GO): fungal-type vacuole membrane
Molecular function (GO): carbohydrate binding; alpha-mannosidase activity
Source: RefSeq, a predicted model, not a curated record
CCCGUGUUUUUUCCCUUGCGCUCUUCUCCUAUUUGAAGAGGUUCCAGCUGGCAUAUUUAAAUUAUUCAUAUUAAACUUAAACCUGCUGGUUAAGUAAUAUUGUACUUUUGUAAUUAAGUUAGAUUGGUAUAUAUUGCCAAGAUACAUAGAUUACAGUUGUACUAACUUUGUAAGCUAACUUGAGAACUAAAAUUAUAAAUUAUUAUUGUUAGAUUGCACAAAUUCCUUAUCGCAGUUGCAACCCCCCAAUUUUAAUAGAGAAGGUUCAUUAUUAUGUCUUACGAUAGAUAUAACUACCAACCUAAUUUUAAACCAGUAGAUCACCUAUUUGAUGAUAGAUUGCGUCAAUUCACUGAUGGUGGAGGUCAGUUUCAUGAUUUAAAUUUACCUAAAUUUUAUUACCUUGAAAAGAUAGGUAUUGGAGGAUUAAAAUCUUGGAGAGUUCCAGAUGUUGAUGGUAAAACUGCUAGACCACUUUUUAAAGAUAUUGAUUUUGAUAAUCUUGAAUGGGAGAAUAUUGGUCCUGGUUAUUCAUUUGGUCCAUCAUGGAAAUCUUUUUGGGUUAAACUUGAAAUUGAAAUUCCUGAACAUUGGUUAAGUCAUGAAAUUAUUGAAAUUGAUUGGGAUUCAAGUUCUGAAGCUCUUAUUUAUGAUCAUAAGGGAUUACCUUUACAAGCUUUUACUGGUGGAGAAAGAAAUUUAUUUAGAAUUCCUCAUAAAUAUAGAGUUACCGAUCGUCAAACUUUUUAUAUUGAAGUGGCAUGUAAUGGAAUGUUUGGUAAUGGUGCAGAUGGUCAUCCAGAUCCUAAUAGAUAUUUCCGAUUAAAUCAUGCUGAUUUGGGAUUACCUAAUAUGGAAGCCAGAAGAUUAUUUUGGGAUUUUUGGAUUCUUGGUGAUGCUGCAAGAGAAUUUCCAGGUGGAAGAUGGGAAAAAUAUCAAGCUGCUGAUGUAUGUACUAAAAUAAUGGAUGCAUUUGAUCCUGAUGAUGUUAAAUCUGUUGCAACUGGUAGAAAAUUAGCUCAAAAAUUAUUGGGUACUAAAGUUGAUUCAGAAUUAGUAUUUGAUGAAUUUGCUAAUAAUGAAAUUAGAAGAAUUGAUGUAUAUGGUAUAGGUAAUUGUCAUAUUGAUACAGCUUGGGAAUGGCCAUUUGCUGAAACAAAGAGGAAAAUUGUUAGAUCUUGGACUACUCAAUUAAGACUUGCUGAUGAUUAUCCUGAAUAUGUCUUUGUAGCAUCUCAAAUGCAACAAUUUAAAUGGUUAAAACAAUAUCAUCCUGAAAUUUAUUCUCUUGUUAAAGAAAAGUAUACAACUAAUCAAUUUUUACCAAUUGGAGGAUCUUGGGUUGAAAAUGAUACAAAUUUACCUAAUGGAGAAUCUCUUCUUAGACAAUUUCUUUUGGGUCAAAGAUAUCAAUUCAAUGAAUUUGGAUUUUAUUCAAAUAUCUUUUGGUUACCUGAUACAUUUGGAUAUUCUUCCCAAAUUCCUCAGAUUUGUCAAUUAGUUGGGAUUUCUCGUUUCCUUACUCAAAAAUUAUCUUGGAAUAAUAUUAAUCAAUUUCCAUUAUCUACUUUUAAUUGGAAAGGUUUGGAUGGUUCUCAAGUAUUAGUUCAUAUGCCUCCAGCUAAUACUUAUACUGCAGGUGCUCAUUUUGGAGAUGUAGUUAGAUCUCAGCAACAACAUAAGAAUUUAAGAGAUAUUCCAACUGGAUUAUUAUUGUUCGGUCAUGGUGAUGGAGGAGGUGGUCCAACAGAAGAAAUGAUUGAAAAAUUAAGAAGAUGUAGAGGUUUAUCUAAUACUGCUGGUGGAUUAAUGCCUACGGUUCAUUUAGGUAAUACUGUUGAUGAUUUUUAUGAAGAAGUAUUAGCUAAAUCAAAUAAUGGAGCUGAUUUACCAACUUGGGUUGGAGAAAUGUAUUUAGAAUAUCAUAGAGGUACUUAUACUACUCAAGCUCGUAUCAAGAGAUUUAUGAGAUAUGGAGAAGUUAAAUUACAUGAUGUAGAAUUGGUUACUGCUUUAGCUUCAAUUAAAUCUAAACAUUAUAAGUAUCCAGCAGAAAAGAUACUUGCCUUAUGGGAAGAUUUAUGUCUUUGUCAAUUUCAUGAUGUUGUUCCUGGUAGUUGUAUCGGAAUGGUUUAUUAUGAUGAAGUUUAUCCAAUGUUGGAUGAAUUGGUGGCUAAUGCUGAUAAGUUAAUUGAUGAAGCUUUAGAAGUACUUGGAGGUAAAUCAACUAUCAAUCUUGAUAACUUGACUUUCUUUAAUACUUUACCUUGGAAUAGAAAUAAUGAAUUAUUAGAAAUUUCUCAAACUCAACAACCUGAGUUAUAUCAAUUAAUUUCAAAUGAUCAAGUAUCUGUUAGGGAUGUAUAUGAAAAGGAUACUAAAUUAGUUUCAGUAUCAACUAAUGAUGAAGGGAAACUUAAAUUGAAUUCUAUUGAAGAUAUUAAAUAUCCUGCUAGUGUAACUCAAACUUCAGAUGGUCAAUUCAUUCUCUCUAAUGAAUUGAUUAAAGCUACAAUCUCUUCCACCGGUAUUAUUACUUCUUUAUAUGAUAUUGUUAAUGAUCGUGAAGUUAUUGCUACUGAAUCUACCAAACAAACUGGUGAUGGUAUUGUGGGAGGUAAUCAAUACUUAAUCUUUGAUGAUGAACCAUUGAACUUCCCUGCUUGGGAUACAGAAUUAUACUCUUUAAAUAAAUUUAAAUUAUUGAGUGGAGGUGAAGUUACCGUCCUAUCAAAUAAUAAAUUAAAGAGUUCUAUUUUGGUAAAAAUCAAGAUUUCCGACAGAUCAUAUCUUGAAACUGAAAUAUCUAUUCAAGGUUUAUUGGCCAGUAAACCAGAUGAUCAAGACUUUAAUUACAUUAAGUUUAAGACAUUUGUUAGAUGGCAUGAAAAGUAUAAGUUCUUGAAAGUUCAAUUUCCUACCACAGUUUAUACUGCAACUCAAGCAAAUUAUGAAACUCAAUUUGGGGUUACUCAAAGACCAACACAUUGGAAUACAAGUUGGGAAACUGCUAAAUUUGAAGUUGCUCAUCAUAAAUUUAUGGAUUUAAGUGAAUUUAACUAUGGUGUUUCAGUUAUUAAUAGUUCCAAAUAUGGAGGUGCUAUUCAUGGUAAUUUAAUUAGAUUAUCUUUAUUAAGGAGUCCAAAAGCUCCAGAUGAUCAAGCUGAUAUGGGUGAUCAUACUUUUGAAUAUGCUUUAUAUCCUCAUAAAGGAUAUUUAGGUUCAGAUACCGUUAAGUUAGGUUAUAAUUUUAAUUAUAAGAUUGAAAAGCAUUUAUUUGAAGAUCCAGCUAGUUCUUUUAGUAAAUUAAUUAAUUCAAUUAAAUUAGAAGCUCCUGAAAAUUUAAUCUUAUCUCAUAUUAAAAGAGGUGAAAAUGAUUAUGAUGUUAAUCAAUACGAAGCCUAUAAAACCCAAUCUACUGAAAAAUCUAUUGUGCUUAGAAUUUAUGAAUCUUUAGGAGGUGCCACUUCUGGACUUUUGAAAUUUGGCCCAAUAUUGAAAGUUGCUAAAGUAUUUAAAACCAAUGGGUUAGAAGAAGAAGGAGUUGAAGUUGAAUUCAAUGAUAAAUAUGAAUUACCAAUCAGUUUGAAAGCCUUUGAUGUUGUUACUUACAAAGUGGUAUUGAAAGAUUAGAAGAUUAUUGAACUGAGAAAUCAAUGUUCUCUAUUUGGUUAGCCUUAGUUUAGUGUUUGUUUAGUUUGUUUUUUACGUUUUAUAUACAUUUGAAAAAGAAAGUACAAAAAAGUAUGAAUUUAAAUAUACGUUUGUUCGUAAUUGGCUUGCGCUUAAAGUAACUGUCAUGACAAUUGAAGAGCUCAAUUAUUCUGCAAUUGACAUUUCGUUGAAGAGAUAUUCCAUAUUUUGAAAUAGAAAAUUGCUCAGAUGAUCACAGUUAAAAAAUUGCAAAAGAAAU